Messenger RNA from Pongo pygmaeus (Bornean orangutan), 7127 nucleotides. It is a transcript of the gene HSPA13, whose product is annotated as heat shock protein family A (Hsp70) member 13. The record is from RefSeq and is a predicted model, not a curated record. Gene Ontology annotation, molecular function: ATP binding; ATP-dependent protein folding chaperone. Bases 3201 to 4616 code for a protein of 471 amino acids. The transcript is spliced from 5 exons. Lineage: Eukaryota; Metazoa; Chordata; Mammalia; Primates; Hominidae.
UUUUUUUUUCUUUUAUUUAGUUUUUUGCAAUAGGGUUCUCGCUAUGCUGCCUAGGCUGGAUUCAAAAUCCUGGGCUCAGGUGUUCCUUCCACCUCAGUCUCCCGAGUAGCUGGGACUACAAGCAUGCGCUGCUGCUAAGCCUAAAGUCCAUUUUCUGUUUCCUCUGUAGUAUUAAGUUUGUAGUUUUGUCACUUAACAUGUGCAAGGAUUAUAUACCCAUUAAAUUCUUAUCUUAAAUAUUCCAAAUAAAUUUUAUUGUCAUUUUAUCAAGUCAUAAAAUAUCCUGCUGGCUUUUUAUUUGAUAAUUCACUGAAUUCAAAGAUAUAAAAAGAACUGGCACCCUUAAAAUAGUAACCCCCUGGCAUACAAAUUAUGGUCUCCAGAUACCACACUUUCUUAAUAAAAGAAAGUAGGGUUCCUUAGACAUACAGUUAAUUAUAAGUAUGAAACAAAACAAAAAAACAAAUAAGAGGAUCCUAGAUAUCUUUUUAGAGCAGGUAGCAAGGCAGUAAGUAAAGCGAUUGUGUCAAAAGCAUUCAUGAGUGAAUUUUGAAGAGGCUGCCAUCGGCCAAAAUUAAAGCAAUCUAAGUAUCAAGAAGGAUAAUAAUUGCAAUGGAUUGUAACAUAAAACACCAAACAAUAACUGUAAAAACAACAAAUUAAUUGGUCACUAUUGGAGAAUGAUAACAAUGAUUACUUCCCAACCCCAAUGCCUUGACUUUUCUGUUCUUUAUAACAUUACUGGAAUAGUCUCACCAGCAUUCUUAUCUAAGUAUUUCAUUGUUCCUCUGAUUGUAAACAAACAAGAAGGGAUAAGUGUUAUCAGUUACUACCCCAUUUAGUUGAUUUAGAUAAUGAGAUGUGAGACUUUUGAACUGAUGAAGUAUAGAUGAAUUUUCUGGACUUUGAGUUCAUGCUAUAAUGGGAUGGGACUUUGGCGGAUGUUGCAUUUUGUAUGUGGACAGAUGUGAAUCUGAGGGGCCACAGAACCAUUUUAGUAGGCAUAAUAAAGGCCUCCUCAAACUGUUAGAACUUGUGAAUAGUUACCUUACAUGGCAAAACGGACUUUGCAGAUAUGAUAAGUUUACAGGGUUUGAAAUGGAGAUAACGUUGAGUUGUCCAGAUAGGUCCAAUGCAAACAUAUGACUCUAAAAUUUGGAAGAGCAAUGCAAAAAGAUGUCCUCUGUGAAGGACCUGACCCACUGUUGCUGGCUUUGAAGAUGGAGAAAGAGGGUCUCUGAGCUAAUAUAUGUGUAUGGCCUCAGAAACUGGAAACAGCUCUCAGGUUACAGCCAGCAAGAAAAUGAAGAUCUGAACCCUACAACUGCAAGAAAAUGAAUUCUGCCAAUAACUCAAAUUAGCAGGAAACUGAUUCUCCCCUAGAACAUCCAGAAAGGAAUGCAGCUUUGCUAACAACUUGCUUUUAGUUAAGUGAGACCCAUACCAAAUUUCUGAUAUAACGAACGGUAAAAAUAAUAGAUUUGAGUUGGUUUAAGACACUAAAUUUGUGGUAAUUUGUUAAGGCAAAAAUAGAAAAUGAAUACAACCUAUUUAGUUCAAUCUUAAUUCUAAAGGCCUUCUACUCUGAGAUCACAUAAUCUUCACCUGCUUCUUGAACAAAUCAGGAUCUUGUUAGCAAGGAGAAAGGAGUGAGUGGCAGGGAGAAUCCCAAUGACCAGUGCUUGCCACAGACGGCUAAUCUUAAUCUGGUUUAAGUCUCUAGUUCUGUCUCUCAGAAUUCUACCUCAUGCUUUAUGAUCCACCAUUUUCUAAUCUAUGGAAUAGAUGAUCUCUUGCUUCUAUGCUCUUGGUAAUUCAGUUGCCUCUACCUGGAACACCUCCAGCCCAUUGCCCAUUACAAGUAAUACUUAAGAACUAAGUGCUUGAAUUCUUCACUCCUCACAAGAAUCGUAUUGAACAGCACUCACUAUUUUUUAUAUUUCGCAUUAUGAAAUAUUUAAAAAUGCGUAAAAGUAGAGAGAACAUUACAAUAGAUCCCUAUCAACCAGAAUUCAGCUUCCAUAAUCAAUAUUCACAUUGAUAAGUCAGAUAGAAAUAAACAGCGAUGUAUUCCCACAGCAGGCUGACGUGUUGUCAACAGGGAUGGUUUGACUUAUAUCUAAGCUGAGAAAAUGGAUUCAGUUCUCCAGGAUCUUAGUCAUCGUGAACUCUAACAGCAAAAAUGACAAAACCACUCUCAGAGGAGCCAUUAAGUGCUACCAGUGACCAAGAUGCGAGAAAAAUCCUACUUCAGACUAGAACCUGAACAGCAUGUCACAAGCGUCCUAAAAUGGCUGUCACGUUACAGGACUUGUCCAUAAGGUCAAUUUUAGCCACUUAAGACUUACUUGAAGAGAGAGCUAAGGGUUUUCUUUUUAAUUUCGUUUUUUGUUUUUGUUUUGUUUUUAAUGGCCCACGUCAGUGCUGGCAAUAGAGAAAAUGUGUCCCUGAUCCCUUGGAUAAAUCGAAUUGACUGAAGAAUGCUUGAAUUCAUUUAUCCCAAAACAAAGGCAGAGGGCUGAGGGUCACUGGAGUUUCAGGGCUGCUCCCAGCGUGGCGAGCACGGACGCCAGAGCCUACUUCCCUCGGGAACCGCACUGCGGCAGGGACCCUUCUACGGAGGAUGGCUGGGGCUCCGGGAGGCUAUAGGAACGCCAUCUAGAAGCUAGAUCUCAGGCAAACGAACGCGAUUUAAAAGGAAUUAAAACGAAAGAACACAAAUUCGAAUCCUGGACCUGAUCAGGGGCGCAACCAAAGAAAGAAAUAACUAACGGUUCUCACCCUCCCUUUCAUUCCCUGCCGCAGAAAGAGAAAAGCUGGAACUCCGCUUCCCAGAAUGCAAAGCGUGGGGCGGGGCUAAAGAGAUAGCCUGUUUUCCCUCAAGUAGGAUCGCGGUAUCACAGGUUUGAUUAUAAAACGCCAGUCUCUCGCCAGGGCGCUCCUCCCCCUCAGUCUGACUGGUCCUGCCGGCCGUUGCGUGGAAGGGGGACUCAGUCGUCACUGGCAGCGGUUGAAUGGAGGCUCCUUGCCCCGCGCCCUCACGGUAGAUGAAGUCCUUCCUUCGGUCACAGCGAUAGCUUCUCCGAUUGCCUCAGAGCAAGCGGACUACAUUUCCCAGGGGGCUGCGGGACUGCCGGGCGGAGUGGGGGCGGUGCCUCACGUCUGGUACAGUCAUCACAAGCCUGUUCGGCGGGACUGUGAUGGCCAGAGAGAUGACGAUCUUAGGAUCGGCUGUUUUGACUCUCCUGUUGGCCGGCUAUUUGGCACAACAGUAUUUACCAUUGCCUACUCCUAAAGUGAUUGGUAUUGAUCUUGGCACCACCUAUUGUUCUGUUGGGGUGUUUUUUCCUGGCACAGGAAAAGUAAAGGUGAUUCCAGAUGAAAAUGGGCAUAUCAGCAUACCCAGCAUGGUGUCUUUUACUGACAAUGAUGUAUAUGUGGGAUAUGAAAGCGUAGAGCUGGCAGAUUCAAAUCCUCAAAACACAAUAUAUGAUGCCAAAAGAUUCAUAGGCAAGAUUUUUACCCCAGAAGAGCUGGAGGCUGAAAUUGGCAGAUACCCAUUUAAGGUUUUAAACAAAAAUGGAAUGGUUGAAUUUUCUGUGACAAGUAAUGAGACCAUCACGGUGUCCCCAGAAUAUGUUGGCUCUCGACUAUUGUUGAAGUUAAAGGAAAUGGCAGAGGCAUAUCUUGGAAUGCCAGUUGCCAAUGCUGUCAUUUCUGUACCAGCAGAAUUUGAUCUAAAACAGAGAAAUUCAACAAUUGAAGCUGCUAACCUUGCAGGACUGAAGAUUUUGAGGGUAAUAAAUGAACCCACAGCGGCAGCUAUGGCCUAUGGCCUCCACAAGGCUGACGUCUUCCACGUCUUGGUGAUAGACUUGGGCGGAGGAACUCUAGACGUGUCUUUACUGAAUAAACAAGGAGGGAUGUUUCUAACCCGAGCAAUGUCUGGAAACAAUAAACUUGGAGGGCAGGACUUCAAUCAGAGAUUGCUUCAGUACUUAUAUAAACAGAUCUAUCAAACGUAUGGCUUUGUGCCCUCAAGGAAAGAGGAAAUCCACAGAUUGAGACAAUCUGUGGAAAUGGUCAAAUUAAAUCUGACUCUUCAUCAAUCUGCUCAGUUGUCAGUAUUACUAACGGUGGAGGAACAGGACAGGAAGGAACCUCACAGUAGUGACACUGAACUGCCAAAAGACAAACUUUCCUCAGCAGAUGACCAUCGUGUGAACAGUGGGUUUGGACGUGGCCUUUCUGAUAAGAAAAGUGGAGAAAGUCAGGUUUUAUUUGAAACAGAAAUAUCACGGAAACUCUUUGAUACCCUUAAUGAAGACCUAUUUCAGAAAAUACUCGUACCCAUUCAGCAAGUAUUGAAAGAAGGCCACCUGGAAAAGACUGAGAUUGAUGAGGUGGUUUUAGUUGGGGGCUCCACUCGUAUUCCUCGGAUCCGUCAAGUCAUUCAAGAGUUCUUUGGAAAAGAUCCCAACACAUCUGUAGACCCUGACCUAGCAGUGGUAACGGGAGUGGCUAUCCAAGCAGGGAUUGAUGGAGGCUCUUGGCCUCUUCAAGUCAGUGCUUUAGAAAUUCCCAAUAAGCAUUUACAAAAAACCAACUUCAACUGAAUUCUGGAGAAAUAAUGAUUAUUUGUGAUCUUGUCUGAUGAUCUCUUCCCAUUUAUCAGAUUACCUUUUCCACAAAAGAAAGUCUCUAAAAUAUCACAGAUUUACCUAGAGGGCAACAUUUAGAUACGGGAAAAUUUUACAAAGUGUUUUGUCUUAGGAUUAGACAUGACCAGAUUGAUCCUAUUUGAUUUUGGAGAGAUCCUAUUCUAACAAAUACUCUACAAUGAUAAAAUUGAGGUACAACUCUUUUACAAGAGUAUGGAUAACUAUAUUUUCUGGAUUCUGGAGAUUGAUAACCAUAUGCACUUAACAUUAUAUUCUAUAAACAUUAAGUAGUGCCAAUUAUGAGAUCCCCAGUUCUUACUAAAUUAUAUUAGCAGGAGCUGGUAAUUACUUGUAUUAUCACAUGUAACUAAUAAUUUGAACUAUACUUGAAGGACUGUGUUGAUGUCAGGUAUUUACAGUGGUUGGAAGAUAGCAGUAUUAUUAGCAUAAGCUGCAUACAUAAUAUUCAGUAACUGCCAUAUUAUAUAACAAAUUUACAUUCACAAAUUCAGUAUCCUGUUAAGUGUCAUAUUCUUGUAAUCUGCAUUCUCCGGGAGUUUUAUGUAUUUAAUAGAUGAAUUUAUUUUAUUUCUAAAGGUAUUCAAAUGUUUCAGCACCAUAUAGUAGAAAUACCCAAUUUAUAUUCUAGUUCCUUUAUGUCCUGUACAUCAUUCUCUGCUUGGAUUUCCAUUAUUCUGUUUAGUUAGAGAAUAAAAUUGGUAAUUGCAUUUGAAGAAUGUGUUAAUGCCAUAAUAAAGCCAUGAUUACUAUCUUAUUUUUGUUAUCCAAGACCUUUGCAAACAUUGGCAAAUAGCAUCAAUUAUCUACUGUAUUUGUUUCUUUGUUUAUAUUUUCAGUAAGCCCUGGGGAAUAUAGCAUGGAAUUGAGCUACUAAAUGGUUUUGGUUCUGUUUUACUGAGAUUUUUCCUCAUAUUUAGUUUUGAACGAGGAAAAUGUGCUCAAUUAUAAAAGCUGUGUUAUUGUUUUCUAUUAUUAUUUUUAAAUAAUCACACUUGGACUCUUUUCAAACAUUAGGUUAGUUUGUGCUGAGAGCAAAAAAUUUGUGAAUACUGGAAGUAAUGUGGAAAUCUAAUGUGGAAGCCAUUGUGGCAAAGUUUCUACAAAUCGGCAUUUGUAGCAGAGUUGUUUGUUUUUGUUGUUUGUUUCCUUUAAGAAAAACCACAGGGACCAAGAAAGAAAAUAUAACGGUUUGAUUUCUGUCAUACCCAUUGUAUUUGAAGAUAUAUGGAUACAGAUUAUAUAUAUAUACAUAUUUUCCUUAAUAGAGGAAUGCUUCAUAUUAUUCAAAAAUUAUAUCCUGGUCACCUUUUUUUUGUUUUUUACUGUAAAGUAUCUCUGCUUUAUCCAUUGCUGAAUUUGAUAGGAUGUUGAAUUGCCAGUCACUGAAAAAGGAAACUAAGCAAAUUCAUUUCAACAACAUCAAAACACUUCAGCUUCCAUACUAAAAAGCUGAAUGUUACUAAUAUUUUUCAUAUCUAAAAAAAAAAUUCUUAGCAAUGGAAUUGCUGUUAAAACACAAAUUUCAAUCAAAUACUUUUGUGUAUAGAAAAUAUCUAUAGUAGGUAGAUAGAAAAGUAUAAAAUGUUUGUUGAAGUAUCUUAUUUUAGAACAAAUGGAGAAAUGCCAAAGAUGAAUCCUUCACUGCAUUAUGAAAAUAUUCCAAAUGUUCUCUUGGACUUUAUAUAAAUCUGUAAUAGAUUUUAGAAUUGAAAAAUUCUUUGUGAAGGUCUUCUAAAAGUGUUCCAAUUUAUCUCGAAAUCUCCAUAUAUAGUAUCAGCUUUAACCUAAAACAUAAAAAAAACCUUGAAUUUCUCAAAUGUUUGAGAUGCUCAAGACAGUCUCUUAAUCUGUUAAUGCUUUUGGAAACAAUUGACAAAAUAGGGCAGGCAGCUAAUGUCAUGUACUAAAGUUGGAAUUUAAAUAAUUUCUAUUUGCAAGUUAGAAUGACAGUGUUGGAAUUUGGAGGCAGUAGUUGAGCAUAUUCUCUAGUAUAUAGCUACACCUUUAAUAAAAUGAAGGAAUGUCUUCAAUCAUAUUUUAGUGGGCUAUUUAUAAAUAGUCUUGAAGUCAAUUUAGUUUAUUUAUUUAAAAGAUAAUGCAUCCUGAAAGGGAUCAUUUAUGAAUAACAAUUUGAAGUCUUUUCAUAAAAAAAACUUAAUACACUUUAGUUGUACAUUUAGCCAGUGUUAUUUGAAGUAUGUAACUUUUAAAAUAUUAAGUGUCUUGUAUGUUUAGAAUAUGUGAAUGAGUAACUUAUUUUGUAUCAGGAAUGUUUUGGUACUGUGUUUUCAUUCAAACCACUGACUUAACAGAUACUACUGUGUAUAACAUGUACUAAAUAUUACAGUUAUUGUGCAUAACAGAUUGUUCCUCUUAUAUUUGUGUGUAUACAGGCAAUUCAUGUUUUAAUGUAAAUAAAUACCAUUUUGCAGUUUGUUUUUUAAA